UAUAAGAAUCGACAGCGCCAUCAGUUCCUCUCCUCUGUACAUUCAAAGAAACCCUAGUAUCCACAAAAAAAAGUUCUGUGUGAAAUGUGUUUUUAGUUACUCUUUCAAUCUUACCCAUUUGCAACGCAGGUCUGAACUUCUUCAUGGCUGACCGUAUUUGGUUUUUUUACGGUUUGGGGCUAAAUGCGAAGGAGAACAUGGACGUGCAGCGUGCGGUUUGAUAUUCAGAGGUAAAUUGCAAAAUUUGAGAGGGAUACUGUUUUUUGAGAAAUUACUGCUCACAUCUUUAAGUUUCGAGAACCCUCGUAUGUUUCUGUCAAAAGUUGUUCAGUUCUGGAAUUUGCAGCAUUUCGAUGACACAGUUUAACUUGGUAGGAAACAACAAUUCAUUUAAUACCAGUAUAAUAUAAAUAUGGAGGCUGUGGUUGGGCGAAUGCCAGGUUUUACCUGUAUCAGAAAUGUGUUGGGAACCAGCUCUAAGGAAAACUGUAGAACAGGCAAUCUUAGGGUCGCUAAAUCAUUAAAAAAUAAGCAAAAUCCCUCAUACAUGAAAUAUGGUGGGUAUAUUCCAGACCUUAUGAAAGCACUGGAAUGUAGGAAGAAGAUAGAUGAGGCACUUGGUCCUUGGGAAGCCACGCUAACGGCGAAACAGAUGACCAUUAUACUCAAACAUCAGUCCAAUUGGGAGAGAGCUGUUGAAAUCUUUAGGUGGUUUCAAGAUAAAGGUUGCUAUCAAAUCGAUGUCUUUCACUAUACUAUCCUGCUUAAGAUUCUUGGGAGAGCGAAGAAAUGGGAUUAUUUAAAGGAAUUCUGGGAGGAAAUGGUGAGAAAUAAGGUGUCGCCUACAAAUACCACUUAUGGUACAGUGAUUGAUUGUUACGGUAAAGCUGGGCUGAAAGAAGAGGCUCUCCGGUGGUUGGACCACAUGGUAGCGCAAGGCCUGCAUCCAGACGAGGUCAUUGUGAGCAUAGUAGUUCACAUAUUAAAAAUGGCUGGGGAGUAUGACAAAGCGACACAAUUCUUCCAAGAUUGGUAUGGUGGAAAGCAGUCAUCUUCGGGCUCUGAUUUGUCUCUUAAAGGAGUUACCAAUUAUGACAACAAGACCAUGGACUCUUCCAAUGGUGGUGCUGAAUUGGGGAGGCCAAGAAACCCUUACACAUACAAUACCCUAAUUGAUACAUAUGGAAAGGCGGGACGGCUCAAAGAAGCUUCAGAUGUAUUUUGUGAUAUGUUGAAAGCAGGAAUAAUUCCAGAUGUUGUUACAUACAAUACAAUGAUUCAUAUCUGUGGGACUAAUGGACGCUUGAAGGAGGCAGAUGCACUCAUGAUGAAGAUGGAAGAGCUUGGUUGCAUCCCGGAUGGGAGGACAUACGCCAUACUUAUCUCAUUCCAUGCUGAACAUGAAAAUGUUGAUAAGGUGUUGUGGUACUUCACAAAGAUGAAGGAGACAGGGCUUAUUCCUAACGAUAUACCUUACCGAACUAUUCUGUAUGCAUUAAGUAUUGUAAACAGGGUCAAUGAAGUUCAUAUUGUAAUUCAAGAGAUGGUUGAUUUGAGUGUUGAGAUUGAUGGAAACUCACAGUCAGCUGUUCUUAGGAUGUACAUACGUUUGGGGCUUUUGGAUCAAGCAUGGGCAUGGUUUGAAAGGUUCCAUGUUGAUGGACGGAUGAGUUCUGAAUGGUAUGCCGCCUGCAUGGAUGCGUAUGGAGAACAGGGAUGUUGGUUAGAGGCCGAAAAGGUGUUUAAAUACAGUCAAGAAAGAGGAAGAAAAAUAAGUGUGCUGGAGUUCAAUGUCAUGAUCAAGGCCUAUGGAUUUGCGAAAGUUCAAGACAAGGCUCUGAAGUUAUUUAACAGAAUGGAGAGUCUAGGGGUUUUGCCUGACGAAUGCACAUAUAAUUCUCUUACUCAAAUGUUUGUGACUUCAGAUUGUUUGAAUGAUGAAGCUUUAGAAGCUUUAGAGUCUCUCUGUCAAUUACAAACUUUGAAUCCUCACAUAUCUUUUUAUAAUGCUAUUAUAAAUGCAUUUGGUAGUGCAGGCAGGAUCGAUAAAGCUUCGAAAAUGUUCAUGAGCUUACGUGCCAGAGGCCUUAAGCCAGAUACAACCACUUACAGAUAUAUGCUUGAUCUUUAUACUCGAGCUGGGCUGGAGAGUGAGGCACAAGAAAUAUUACAGGAGUGUGCAAAUGAAGGGUCAUUUGACUUGGUAUUGUCCUUCAAUAAAAAAAUGAAGAGAUACGAUAAAGCCAUUGAAAUUGCGGAAGAAAUUCUGGAAACAGGGCUUCUUACUAGUAUUCUCUCUUUCAAUGAUGUCAUCGAGCUAUAUGUCGAAGAAGGGAGAUUAAGAGAAGCGGCUAAAGUUUUGCAGAAAAUGUUAAUUGUAGGAGUUUGUCCCGACAAGACUACAUGUAAAUUAUUGGGUGGACUGUUAGUGAAAGGAGGCAUUAGAAAAUCGAUAGCAAAGCAGCUUGAAAUUCUUCAUAUAUAUGGUAGUAUCCAGCCACUGAUAAGCAUAGUUUAUUCCAUUGUGGGAAUGAAAGAUGAAGCUUUAGAAGCUUUAGGACCUCUCCGUAAAUUGUGGAGCUUGAAUACUUACUUAUCAUUUUGUAAUGCUAUUAUAUAUGCAUUUGGUACUGCAGGCAGGAUCGUUGAAGCUUCAAAGAUGUUUAGGAGCUUAGGCUCCAGAGGCCUUAAGCCAGAUGCAAACACUUACAAAUACAUGCUUGAUUUUUAUACUCGAGCUGGGAGGGUCAGGAAGUCAGAAAAAAUAUUUCAGCACUUAAUGGAAAAGGGGUGGGUAAAUGGAUGGUCAUAUGCCUUGAUAUUGUCCUUCACUAGAAAAAAGAGGAGAUACGGGACAGCCCUUAAAGUUGCAAAUGAAAUGCUGGAAUCAGGGGUUGUUACUAGGACUAUUGCUUUUAAUAAUCUCAUUAAGCUCUAUGUUGAAAAAAGGAGAAGAAAAAAAGCAGCCGAGGUUUGCCAGAAAAUGUUAAACUUAGGAGUUUCUCCUGACGAGAUUACAUGUAAAUUAUUGUGUGAAAUCUUAAUCUCAAGAGGCAUUAGAAAAUGGAUAGCAAAGAAGCUUGGUUUUUUACAUCAAGAUGGUAAUAUCCGGCCACUGAUAAGCACAGUUUUUUCUAUGUUGGGAAUGAAAAGUGAAGCUUUAAAAAUUUUAGGAUCUCUCAGGGAAUUGUGGAGCUUGAAUCCUCCCUUAUCUGUUUGUAAUGCUUUCAUGUAUGCAUUGGGCACUGCAGGAAUGCUCGAUGAGGCUUCACAGAUGUUCACGAACUUAUGUGCUGGAGGCCAUGAGCCAGAUGUAACCAGUUACAGAUACAUGCUUGAUCUUUAUAGGCAAGCUGGGUUGGUCAGCAAGGUGCAAGAAACAUUUCAGUGCUUAAAGGAAAAGGGGUGGGCAAAUGAAUGGUCAUUUGCUAUGAUAUUGACCUUCUAUAGGAAAAAUAAGAGAUACAAUGAAGCCAUUCAAAUUGCAAAAGAAAUGCUGGAAUUAGGGUUUUGUACCACUAUUCUCCCUUUUAAUGAUAUCAUUGAUAUCUAUGUUACAGAAGGGAGGCUAGGAGAAGCUGCUGAAGUUUUGCAGAAAAUGUCAAAAUUAGGAAUUGUUCCUAAUAACAAAACACGCAAACUAUUGCGUCGUUUUCUAUUGAAAGGAGGGAUUGAUGAAUGGAAUAUGAAGCAUCGUGAGUCUUCCCAUAAAGAUUGUAUUAUUCAGCCCCUGAUUAAUGCAUUUUAUAAUUAUUCUGUUCCAGGAAUGAAUGAUGGAGCUCUACAAACCAUGGUUGCCAGGAGACCUGUCUCCGACCCCCUGAGACGUGUCUCAGAGACCGAGACACAUCUUGGAGCUCUAAAAACCAUGGUUAUCAGAAGACCUGUCUCCUACCCCCUAAGACACGUCUCGGAGACGGAGACAUGUCUUGGAGACUAGAGACAUCAUUGGAAACGUCUCAAUGCUCAGGGCUCUUCUGGCUGCCGUCUCCUGCUGUCUCCGAAGUCUUCUGAUCAGAAAUUGAUGUCUCCUGCUAGAAAACAUAGGCCAUAAGAUGGUAUAAAAAACUCCGAUUCUUAUCCUCUAUCAUCACAAUUGCAAAAUCAUUGUUACUUAUAUGUAAUAAUGAUAAUGAUAGCCACCAUAGUCUUCUGAUCAAUCUGCACAAUUGCCCCUCUAGAGAGACUCAUCAAUGAUGUACUGUUAUUCACUUUUCUUGUAGUGUCAUGAUUUACUAACUGUUGUUCUGUUAAAGAGGUCACCAGAAUGGUAAUAAGAGAUCUCUGUGUAACAUCAAUUCUAACUGUUGGAAAUGAUGGAAGCCACUGAGUAUCUCCAGCUUUCUAAAAUAUCUUACAGGGACACAUCCUUGCAAACCUUCUCCAUUCUCAAAAGAACAAAACUAGGCAUCUCAUAUCAUUUGGCAUGUAUAUCAGCAUCAAACUAUCAAUAUUUUUUGAAUUCCAAUAUGUAAUGAUAAUCUAAUAUGGAA
Molecule: messenger RNA, 4493 nt
Organism: Cryptomeria japonica (Japanese cedar)
Lineage: Eukaryota; Viridiplantae; Streptophyta; Pinopsida; Cupressales; Cupressaceae
Product: pentatricopeptide repeat-containing protein At3g23020
Exons: 1
Coding region: 413-3940 (1175 amino acids)
Molecular function (GO): protein binding
Source: RefSeq, a predicted model, not a curated record